Neocloeon triangulifer is the source of this 735-nucleotide messenger RNA. It is a transcript of the gene LSm1, whose product is annotated as U6 snRNA-associated Sm-like protein LSm1. The transcript has 3 exons. The coding region runs from base 37 to 516 and encodes 159 amino acids. Gene Ontology annotation, molecular function: RNA cap binding. Gene Ontology annotation, cellular component: Lsm1-7-Pat1 complex; P-body. Gene Ontology annotation, biological process: deadenylation-dependent decapping of nuclear-transcribed mRNA. The record is from RefSeq and is a predicted model, not a curated record. NCBI's taxonomy places the organism in Eukaryota, Metazoa, Arthropoda, Insecta, Ephemeroptera, Baetidae.
AUUUGCGAAUCGCGAUCGAGCGAUGGCCGUCGCUUGAUGCGCUAUGACACGGACCGGGCCACGAUUUCGACGUUUUGCUGCAAAUUUCCACCGGCCAUGAAUGAAGGCAACAACCCUACGUGUCCGCCAGGGACGGCCACCUUGCUGGAAGAGCUGGACAAAAAAUUGAUGGUGUUGCUCAGGGACGGCAGGACGUUGAUCGGCUACCUCAGGUCAGUGGACCAGUUUGCAAAUCUGGUGCUGCAUCGGACCAUCGAGAGGAUUCACGUGGGCAAAGAGUACGGAGACAUAGACCGAGGCGUGUUCAUCGUCCGAGGAGAGAAUGUGGUUCUGCUCGGUGAAAUUGAUCCGGACAAGGAGGCGCAGUUGCCCCUGAAAGAGGUGUCCGUGGAGGACAUCCUGGCCGCACAACGACGAGAACAAGAGGCCAAAGUCCUCAAGGAGAAAAUCGUCUCGACUGCCCUGAAGGACCGCGGACUCAACAUGUCCUCCGAGUUAACCACGGACGAGUUUUGAAUACUUUUUUUUUUCUUUUGAUUAAACCGUUUCUAGAUCUUGCGUCUGUAGAGAUGCGCUAAUCAAAAUUCAUGUUUUGGAUUAAAUUGUUGAAGAAUUGCAUCGCAAAUUUAAAUUUUUAUCACUUGUUCUUUUACUUUUUUUAAUAAUUUCAGUUGUAACGGGGAAGAGUUUAUAAUUAAAAAUGGCAAGCAAGGCCAGAUUAAUAUUUAUGCUGGA